AUGACCUUUACUCAGGCAAGGACAAAAUGCAAUCAGUAUGGGUCCUAUUUGAGCUACCCGAGAAAUGAUGAUGAUGGGAUUAAGCUGAGAGGUCUUUUGAACGAAGGUAGACAUGCAAGCUGGAUAGGUGCUGAUGAUAUAGAAAAAGAGGGAACAUGGAGGAAUGUGAAGGGCGAAGACCUAACUUAUCUUCCCUGGUCCGCGGGUCAGCCGGACAAUAUGAGGAACCAGGAUUGUGCGUGGCUUGGAAUAAAUAGAAAUACGAUGAAGUGGGAUGAUCGAGAUUGUGGAAAUCAACUGAAUUAUGCUGUCUGUCAUAAAAGCAAGAUCACUGAAGGAAUCAAGAUCACAAGUAGAAAAUGA
Oikopleura dioica is the source of this 363-nucleotide messenger RNA. NCBI's taxonomy places the organism in Eukaryota, Metazoa, Chordata, Appendicularia, Copelata, Oikopleuridae. The record is from the annotation of a GenBank genome assembly.